Hibiscus syriacus is the source of this 567-nucleotide messenger RNA. RefSeq names its product VQ motif-containing protein 22-like. NCBI's taxonomy places the organism in Eukaryota, Viridiplantae, Streptophyta, Magnoliopsida, Malvales, Malvaceae. Bases 1 to 567 code for a protein of 188 amino acids. The transcript has a single exon. The record is from RefSeq and is a predicted model, not a curated record.
AUGAACACCUCUGGGGGAACCUCCACUGGAUGGAUGCAAUUCUACGAGCAUACGAGUGCCGAUGAAGUGUCGGCACCGUCUACGGGAUUCUCCGAUGCCACUGCAAUAACCGCAAGUACCGUCUCUUCCUCGAAGCCGAUAAGGCGGCGGCCUAGAGUUUCAAAGAGAAAACCGACCACCCUUCUCAAUGCCAACGCCAGCAAUUUUCGAGCCCUGGUGCAACAGUUUACAGGUUGCCCCGCAACGCACCUUUCAGCCAACAGGAGAGGCCCGAUUAACUUGAAUUUCGCUCUCGGUAAGGAACAUAAUAUAAGCGGCACUGCAACUUCCGUAAUGCCAGCCGCUGGCAACCACUAUUAUUAUCGACAAAGUCAUCGAGAGAACUCAUCUCAGCAACAGCAGCAAUCGUUUGGGAAUGUUGAUGCCUUGUUUAGCUACUCUAGCAGUAGAGCUAACGCAGAUCGGAUCCUGGACGAAUUUGAGUUGGAUGAUAUUUCUUUACAGGCUUUUAAUGGGGACGUCCUUUACUCCAAUGGAUAUGUAAAUGAUGGAAAUUACUUCUUGUAA